CUUAUUAAAUAGGCGUCUAUGAAGUUUGGAAGGCGCUUAUGAAUAAUGUACCAAAAGAAAACGCAGAAUUCAGAAAACAUACGACAGAUAAUCAAAAGCAACAAUCCUCUGAGGCUCGUACAUGCGCUUCAGACAACUCCGGAGCUUUUGAAUAUCAUCGCGCGUCACGGCCUUAGACCAAUUCAGCAAGCAAUAGUUGAAAACAAGGUGAUCCUUGUUGAGAUUUUGCUAGAUCAUGGAGCCGACACUUCAGUGUUAAAACCUGAUGGGUCUUCGCUACUACACUUAGCAAUUUUGAAUUCUACAGUCGACCUCGUGAGACUUCUUCUGAAAGCAGGUUGUAAUCCAUGCAUUGCUGAUGAACGAGGGGAGACGCCUUUGUUUCUCGCUGUACACUUGGAUGACUUAAAAAUUGCGAAAGAUUUGAUUUUACACGGUGCAAGUGCUUUGGUUCGUGAUACGAAUUCCUGCAAUGUGUUUCACCUAGCGGCCCUGGGCGAUACAGGUCAAGAGUUGGCGAUUCUUCUAUGCGAAGCUGUAGAAAGUCCUGAAGAUUUGGAGGACGCUCUUUGCUCUACUUCAAAGAGUAAAUACUCGAUUGAGCCAAUUUCGAGUCCAAUAGAAACCGCAAUACUAACCAAGGCUCACGUUGCUCUAAAAGUGUUCCUUUCGUUUCUAUCGAUGGAAGCUAUUAAUCGGAGAUUUAAUUGUUUGAUAGAUCACUGCUUAAAAAGCAAGACGUCGUUAGACGUUGUGGAAUCGUUGGUCGCAGCUGGCUACCACAUCAGACGAGAAUUGGCCACAUUAGAUUUACAAGCAUACGAUGCUGGACUAAAAUUGCGGUUCUGCUGCAACCGUUGUACCAAUUGUAGAGUACUUGCACGCAAUGAGAAGCUUUGUUCCCUCUCUGUUUGACUUGACGAGACUGCAGAUCUUGAGUGAUGUGCCUCCGAAAGAGAGAAGGUCACAAGAGGUGUUCUCCCAAAUGCAACUGCCCCAGUUGCUGUCUUACAAACUUUGUAUCAAAUUCUAACUUAACAUCUCUCUUUCUUUGUUGUUUUACGAAUAGAUGCUUAGUAAUUUAACAUGAGCUGGCCUG
Molecule: messenger RNA, 1099 nt
Organism: Symsagittifera roscoffensis
Lineage: Eukaryota; Metazoa; Xenacoelomorpha; Acoela; Convolutidae
Product: ankyrin repeat family A protein 2-like
Exons: 6
Coding region: 46-915 (289 amino acids)
Biological process (GO): proteolysis; protein localization to ciliary inversin compartment
Cellular component (GO): cytoplasm; ciliary inversin compartment; nucleus
Molecular function (GO): protein binding; aspartic-type endopeptidase activity
Source: RefSeq, a predicted model, not a curated record